AUGACCGGAGGUGGAAUGUGUGCUGAUACUGUCGUAUCAUGUCGUGAUUUAGUUCCAUGUGAAAGUGAUAAUAAGACCUGUUCGGUACCCAAUACCAUCUGUGUUAAUAACACUCGAUGCAAAGUUCCUGUUUGCUAUCCGAUGGAAUAUGCUUCUUCUCAACGAUGUCCACCGUUGUCACAAACAGUGUCCAAUACUACUACAAAUGCAGUAACACCAACAAGAAAUGCAUCAUCAUCAACAAUGGCAAGUGCGUCGCCAAACACAACAACAAACGUACCAACUGCAAUAACACCGUUCAGAAAUUCUAGUAAAUAUGCAUGAGAGAACAUCAAUCAGAAAUUUUUUAGUAGAAUUAUGAUACUUGUUAAUUAAUUUAUCCAUUGAUAUUGAGCUGACUUUUUGAUCAAAUACAGUAUUCGUAGAUUUUCUUAUAGUGUUUGAUUGAAUGUA
Messenger RNA from Rotaria sordida, 453 nucleotides. The record is from the annotation of a GenBank genome assembly. NCBI's taxonomy places the organism in Eukaryota, Metazoa, Rotifera, Eurotatoria, Philodinida, Philodinidae.